Molecule: messenger RNA, 954 nt
Organism: Onychomys torridus (southern grasshopper mouse)
Lineage: Eukaryota; Metazoa; Chordata; Mammalia; Rodentia; Cricetidae
Product: olfactory receptor 8-like
Exons: 1
Coding region: 1-954 (317 amino acids)
Biological process (GO): G protein-coupled receptor signaling pathway
Cellular component (GO): membrane
Molecular function (GO): olfactory receptor activity; G protein-coupled receptor activity
Source: RefSeq, a predicted model, not a curated record
AUGGAAUCAGGGAACAACACAAAAAGAAUUUCAAAAUUUCUUCUUCUUGGAUUUUCAGAGAACCCAGACCUUCAAUUCCUCAUUUUUUCACUAUUCUUGUCCAUGUACCUGGUCACAGUGUUUGGGAACCUCAUCAUCAUCAUGGCCAUCAUCUCACAGUCUCACCUGCAUACACCCAUGUACUUCUUCCUCUCUAACCUGUCUUUUGUGGACAUCUGCUUCACCUCCACCACAGUCCCAAAGAUGCUGGUGAACAUCCAGACACAGAGCAAGGCCAUCACCUAUAAACACUGCAUCACCCAGAUGUGUUUCUUCUUGGUUUUUGCAGAAUUGGACAAUUUGCUCCUGGCUGUGAUGGCCUAUGAUCGAUAUGUGGCCAUCUGUCACCCGCUGCAUUACACAGUCACAAUGAACCCCCAUCACUGCAUUCUGAUGGUUCUACUGUCCAUGGUCGUUAGUGUCUUCCAUGCCUUGCUACAGAGCUUAGUGGUGCUACAAUUGUCCUUCUGCACACAUGUAGAAAUCCCCCAUUUCUUCUGUGAGCUUAAUCAGCUGGCCCAACUCACCUGCUCAAAUAACUUUCCAAGCCACCUCACAAUGCAUCUUGCACCUGUCCUAUUGGCCGCUGCUUCCCUCAGUGCAAUCCUUUACUCUUACUUCAAGAUAGGCUCCUCCAUAUGGGCUAUCUCCUCAGCUCAGGGGAAGUACAAGGCAUUUUCUACCUGUGCAUCUCACCUCUGCAUUGUCUCCUUAUUUUACAGCACAGGCCUAGGAGUGUACCUCAGUUCUGCUAUGACCCAAAGCUCACACUCUGCUGCAAGAGCCUCAGUGAUGUACACUGUGGUCACCCCCAUGCUGAACCCCUUCGUUUAUAGUCUAAGGAAUAAAGAUGUGAAAAGAGCCCUGGAAAGACUCUUAGGAGGAAAACUAAAUUGUCCCAUAGCACUGAGCUGA